AAAACUUUGCAUAAACUUUGUACCUAAAUGUGAAAAAGAAGAAACACGCUUCGAAGCGUGUUAGUUUUUAAGAAAUAAUUUUUUUUUCUGUAAAAAAGUUUUUUUUUUUUUGUAUAUAGAAGUAAACUUAAAGAAGUGAGAAAUAAAAUCAGCAACAUAUACCGGACAUAUUUUUAAUUUCUUCUACUUGCAGAACAAACCCAACCAAGGAGGUUUAAUCCAACUUACUAAAAAAGAUAGUACUCUGUAUACAAAUAUGAUGAAGAUAGUUUAAGACGAUGAAGAAAAAAAACAAAAAUUUCACAUGGCUACUUUUUACCUGGGCUGUUAUAUUGGAGAAAAGUUUCAUACAAGGCAAAAUAAUGGCAAGACUCGCUUUAAAAAAAGAGCCUGAAGAUCUUCUCUUUCUAAACACAAUGCCAUCAAAAUUAAAGUGCCAUGCCGACGGCUAUCCGAAACCGCAAAUCAGCUGGCUUGACGAGAAAGGCUCGACAGUUCAACCAAUUGAUGGUAUAAGAUACGUAAGUGGUGGAGAUCUGCAUUUCAACGCGUUUGAAGCAAACCAAUACAUGGCAUCAGCACAUAGAACAAAAUACAGGUGCAAUAUAUCCAGCGAAGUUGGUACUAUUGUUAGUAAAGAAAUUCGUGUAAGAGCAGUAAUUGACGAACGGUACUCUCCAGUCGUCUACCACCAAUCCGCACCACUCGAAGGGUAUGCUAUCUUUAGAUGUCACUUACCCAGUGACAGCGCAGACUACAUAAAAGUGUUAGCAUGGUUGGUUACAUAUCCUGGUGGAGCAAAGAAACGCACAAUUCUGUCAGGGAUGUCGAUUGACGGAUUUACCGCGUUGACAAAUGGAGAUAUGGUUGUCGAUGAUGUACUGAAAAUCCAUGAAGAAUUCAAGUUUUCUUGCAUCAGUCAAAAUAUUCUAAACAAUGUCACUCUAACCAGUUCGCAAGGAAGAAUUUUUUCUAACGAACCUACACCUUUUAGUCCGAUCAAUUUUAUACGUCCACAAGAUCAAACAAUUUACGCUGGAGAGACUUUAACUUUAAACUGUCACGCUUCCUCUUAUCCUUUACCUACGUUUGUCUGGUACAAAAAUGGCGUAACACUUGAUUUAAAAGAUCCCGUCAAAAUUAUUACUGGUGGGUCUAUAAAAAUUAUUCGUUCGACUGUUCAAGAUCAGGGGAAGUAUACUUGCAAGAUUAUAUACGAGGAAAACGAGACAACGUUUGAUGUCACUGUGUUUAUUAAAGUUCCCCUUUCAAUGACAGAAGUGCCGAAAUUAGUUUCAACGCUCCGUAAAAAGACAGUAAUGUUUUCAUGCGAAGGAACUGGUACAAAACCCAUGACCAUAGAAUGGAGAAAAAACGGAGCACUUUUGCGUACAGGAGACCAUGUUUCUGUUCGCACCAACAGGUUAAUGAUUUUUGAUGUCACAAAAAAAGACGAGGGAGUGUACCAAUGUAUAAUAAGCAACAACUUUGAGCAGGUUCAAGCUUCAACACGGUUAAUUGUAAAUGCUGUUCUUCCUGCUAUUAUUUCGCUCACAGCAAACCAAACAGUACAAGCACGAUCCCUGGUCACACUCACCUGUCAAUGUAAGGGCCAGCCACUUCCAAAAUUCACUUGGUUAAAGGAUGGAAAACCUGUGGAAGUUGAGAAAGAUGGACUCUCAGUGUCGGAGAGAAAAGGGGCGAAUAAUAUCGUUAUAUUUUUGCUUAACAUACGAAAUGUGCAGACAAAAUUUUCAGCCACAUACACGUGCGUUGCGAAAAACCGGGUAGGGAGAGAGAGUGCGGAAACAUUUCUUCGAGUGGAAGGCCCACCAAAAAUAAUUGAAUUUACACAAAAUGUAUAUGGUAUCACAGGACGCACUUUAACUAUAGACUGCAAGGGGAAAGGUUUUCCACAAGUUACACAUGAAUGGUUUAAAAAUGGAAUUGAAGUUUAUGCAAAUGAUCGUAUCUCUUUGCAUACAAACGGCUCUUUACAAAUCAGACGAUUUUCUGCAAGCGACGAAGGAACGUAUUGGUGUGUUGUGAAAAAUAAACAUGGAAAACAUCAAGAUAUUGUCAAAGUUGCUGUGCUAGAUCCACCACAGAUAAGGCCUUUUAGCCUGACACCUGAGUUAGUUGGAAAGCGCGCGCAGUAUCUUUGCACCGCGCAGGGUAGCAAUGUUGGACUUCAAAUAUCUUGGUAUAAGAAUGGACUGGAGGCAAAAAAAAUCAAAGGGGUUAAAAUUAUGGAUCUCUCAAUAUCAAAAGCGUUGACUUUUGAGCACAUUAUGACGUCCCAUAGAGGCAGAUAUACAUGUGUAGUAGAAAAUAAAGCUGGGAAAGCAAGUUAUUCUGCUGACUUAGUUGUUUAUGAAAAACCUGUUUUCUAUAUGAAGCCAACAGAUACUACUGUACUCGACGCACAUCCUGUUCAACUUUUUUGCUCUGCAACUGGUUUUCCUGUUCCACAAAUCACUUGGUUUAGAAGAACAAUCAAUGGAGCGUUGCAUCCAGUAAACUUAGAUCAUCGCGUACAGCAACUCCACAACGGGUCACUUAUCUUAUCAGCGGCACAAGCGUCCGACAAUGGUAGAUACGUGUGCCAAGCUUCGUUUUUUAACAGAAAGAUGGUGCCUGACCCACUCGUUAAAGAAAUUCGCCUAGUUGUAAGAGUACCAGCCAGAAUAACCACCACAUCAUCUCUUGUUGCAAGAGGAUUGAAAUCGACUUCAGUGGAUUUAUUUUGCUCCUCAUCGGGAACACCUGUGUUAAAAUUGAAAUGGUUUAAAAAUGGACUCAUUAUAUCAACAGAAAACCAUUUGAAAUAUUUCAGUUAUCAGAGUCAAGGUCACGAAACACAGCCACCGACAUUGAAUUCAUCGUUAGAAAUUCGAAACCUUAUACAAACGGAUACUGGUAACUACGAAUGUAUGGCUACCAAUGCUUAUGGCUCACAGAACACAAGAUUUGAAGUUUAUGUCGAAGAGAAACCAUACAAGCCGUCAGCUGUUGAACAAAUUAGCUCCACAUCAAGAUCUAUGCAAAUCAAGUGGGAACCAGGUUUUGAUGGCAAUUCCCGAAUCAAUCAAUCCCGGGUUGAAGUAAAGAAGGUAUGGGAAGACUGGAGCAUGGCAAGUAUUUACAGAAUAAAUGGAAGUACAACAAAUUAUUUGGUUCGCAAUCUACACCCGGGUAAUACGUACACUGUUAGAGUGAAAUCUAUGAAUAAACAUGGCAUAAGUGAUUGGAGUCAAGAGACUCGUUUGUCUACAAAAGAAGAAGCACCAUCAGCACCACCAACGCACGUGUCAAUAAAUGCUCUUGUAAAGAAUCAGCUUUCCAUAAAAUGGGAGGCACCAGAAGCGAGUAAGAGAAAUGGUAUCUUAACGAACUAUCGAAUUUUUUAUGCGUCUCCUAACUUAAACCACGACUUCUCAUUACUCAAUCUGACGGUUGGCAACACGAAAAGCUGUGUUUUGACGAAUCUCCUACCGUAUACCGUGUACCGUAUUCAAGUACAAGCUCUCACCAAGGCGGGUGGGGGGCCACUAUCUUUGGUAAAGUACGGAAAAACUCUAGAAGGAGUACCAUCCCUACCACCUCCAUCUGUUAGUGUCCAAACUAUCAGUUCACAACACAUUCUGGUGAGAUGGCAAAGAGUACCUUCAAAUACUGUGAAUGGUGUGCUCAAGGGUUACAAAGUCAUAUAUACAGACACGGAGAGGAAAGAAACAUUUGAAAACGAUGUCAAAAAUACAUUGCAAGCACAUCUGACAGGACUGAAUAAGUUUACUAUGUACAUAAUAGGGGUGCUGGCGUACACCAGCACUGGUAAUGGAGUAAUGAGUGAUCCUAUGUAUAAAAGAACGGAUCAGGAUGUUCCAGAAAAACCUGCGCAAUUCACUGUAGUUCCUGCUGGUCCAACAAAACUAGUUAUUUCAUGGUCCCCUCCUUUACAUCCUAAUGGUAUUCUCACCGCUUAUGUGCUCUAUUACAACGACAUACAAGUAGAAGAUGCAGUUGCGAAAACCAUCAUUCCAAAUGAAAACGUUAAUUUUGUUCUACGAGAUCUCACAUUAGGCAAGAAAUACAGGAUUUGGUUGACGGCCAAGACAAUAAAAGGCGAAGGGAAGAGCACAAUGAAAGUUGUAGCACAAACUACAAAGCGUGCCCCUGCAAAAAUCAUUACCCAUCGAUAUGUAAUGUACCGUCCGAGAGGAAGUGACGUCACUUUAUCGUGCACUGCUGUUGGCUACCCAAAACCUAGUAUAUCAUGGCACAAAGUUAAUCCAUCUUCUUCAUACCAUAAACAGAGACGAUGGUUAGCAACGGACAGUCCUCGAAGGUUGUUUAAUAUUCAAAAGAAAGAUUCUGGCAAAUAUAAUUGCACAGCUAUGAAUCUGUAUGGAAGUGAUUGGAACAUAGUUACACUUGUCGUGCAAGUGGUACCGUCUGCACCAGAUAACGUGACAGUCAAAUUGAUCAAGCAGUACCAGAUCAACGUAUCAUGGACACCUGGUAACGAUGGCAAAAGUGUUAUUAUUAACCACCGUGUGCAGUACCUCAUAUCAGGAAAACAUAAAAAGUGGCAGACAGUUAUAUUGCCUGGUCGUCGACUCUGGUUUAUAAUAACCAAUGUCACCAACUUUGUCGCAUACUUUCGUGUAGCAUGUGAAAAUAGUGUGGGCGUGGGUGAUUAUUACCCUCCUUUGAAGUUAGUGAUAUCAGGGACUGGCGUGAAUAAAUAUGCUGGAACGACUAUAUUUGAUGCAUCAGGAAAGAAAAAGUCCAAUACGCUACGAUAUAUAAUGCAACCUUUGCUAAUUUCGGUUGUUGUCAUAGCAACAAUUCUGAUUAUAUUAUUAUUUAUUGCAUCAUGGGAUAGGAAUGAACGACGUAUACGAAAACCAAAGUGUUAUCGAUUGUGUUUUUGCUCUUGUCGAAGAAAACAUGAUUUUAUUGAUGAUCCUUAUGGCGAGCCGGGGCUUCCUUGGCCGUGGAACAUCAGAAGCAACCAACAUAGUGGAGCAUUUGGUAUGGAUGACGUCUUACUUGGCGCAUGUGACGAACAGUUGGAAUUUAAAUACGCUCCUGCAUAUUCUUUGGAAGAAAACAGCACAGAUAGUUUAAAAAAAAAAUUUAAUAAAGCGAAUGCUUGCAACUUCGAACCUGUUGUUCUUUUUACGCCAAGUAAAUCCAAUAACAAUCGUAGUUAUCCUGACGGGACAAAACAUACUAAGUUGGCCGAAGAUAAAAUUGAACACAAUACAUUGGAUGGUCGUAAUAACAUUGUAAGCGAUGAUAAAAUCAACAAACAUUGUGCCAACAGAAAUGACGAUUACGAAACAACGUCAAUAAUUGAGAAAUAUUUACGUUCGCAAAAGGAAUUCGAACCAAAAAACAGUAAUAACAUCCAUAUUAUUGAAAAUCCUAGAGACAGUUAUAUAUCAGAAAACGAAUCUGUAGAUGUUGUUAAGCAACCUAUUCGAAUGCGCGGACCUGCAGAUGGGGUUUCCGAUAAACACUCUCCACCACAGUUUGAAGAUAUACCAAAGCAAAACACUUGGAAUGGUGAUGCUCCACGUGCCCUUCUUCGAGGUUCGUCACCCACAAAACGUGGAAGACGUGGAAGAAAUCGCAAAAGUUUGGAUAGUUUAAUAUUAAAAGCUUUAGAAGAUAUUGAAGAAAAACAGAUAUUAGCAAAUGAAUCUGUCAGUGAUUCGAAAGAUUUGCAACAGCAUGCUGCUACUGUUAUUAAAGAACUUUUAGCAAACCCGCCACGCUCAUAUGACUCUGUGUCGUCAACUUGUAGCUCCUCUGUUGGCGAACUACGCAGAGCGUUUGAAUUUGGUAAAAAAUACGGUUUACAAGAUUAUAACGUUCCUCCGUAUGUUUUAGAUUCUGAAGAAGAGGACGAACUUGAUUUCCAGGCUCACGAGAUUUUACUUGAUAAACUAGACUUAGCUAACUUUAGUGAAAUGCCACGAGAUCUAAAUGACAUGAUGGUGAGAAUUCCUUUACCUGUUCGCAUGGAAGAGUCACUGCAGAACGAUAGUAACUCCGAAACCGAAGAUGAAGAAACAACACACAUGAGGAGAGAGCAAUCACUUGUUUAGUUGACAUGCUUGGAAGGACAUAUUUUUUAAGAAAUUUCUUUCCCCAUUUUUGAUACCCUUUUUGUUGUCAUUGCACAUAUAUUUUUAAAUUAUAACUACAUGAUUUAAUACAAAGACUGCAUACGAAGACAGCGCUAAUUGAUUCCUUUCCUUUAAUUACGGCUUGUUUUUAUUCAACUGCAUUUUUCACUGAAAGGAGCUAUAGAGACACAAAGAUUUGUUCUAAACGGCCACGGAUACGAUUGCGCUACUUGUCAGGGAUGAUACAUUGUCAGGUAUGGAUCAAGCAUUGUCAGGUAUGGAUCAUACAUUGCCAGCUAUGGAUCAUACAUUGUAAGGUGUGAAUGAAGAAUUGUAAGGUAUGGAUCAUACGUGUUAUUGUAAAUAAAAUAAAGUGAAAGGAACGCAAGAAAAACA
Molecule: messenger RNA, 6536 nt
Organism: Hydractinia symbiolongicarpus
Lineage: Eukaryota; Metazoa; Cnidaria; Hydrozoa; Anthoathecata; Hydractiniidae
Product: cell adhesion molecule DSCAML1-like
Exons: 20
Coding region: 279-6119 (1946 amino acids)
Biological process (GO): cell-cell adhesion; axon guidance
Cellular component (GO): plasma membrane; axon
Molecular function (GO): protein binding
Source: RefSeq, a predicted model, not a curated record